This is a messenger RNA of Acanthaster planci (crown-of-thorns starfish), 3357 nucleotides long. RefSeq names its product transmembrane protein 175 (gene tmem175). Gene Ontology annotation, molecular function: potassium channel activity; proton channel activity. NCBI's taxonomy places the organism in Eukaryota, Metazoa, Echinodermata, Asteroidea, Valvatida, Acanthasteridae. The record is from RefSeq and is a predicted model, not a curated record.
UGUCAGAUUUAAUAUCAGAGUGUGCAUGAUUUAUCCAAUUACUUCCAAAAAGGGUUGUGUUUUCAUUCAGUAUUUAGAAAUAGUGUCGAAUGUUUGGGUGUUUUGAUAGCUGCAGGAGAUGUUGGCACGUACAGAAUUAUUCUUUCACAUGUAGUGAAUUAUUUUGCUAUCAUUGCUACCGACUGCCAGCCGUAGUUUACGAAAUAUUAAUGAAGUUGUGCGUGGAUGUACGUUAACAUCCUGCUUCUUGUCAACACUGAACAGCUUGGACAGCCGGUUGCGCUGACUGGUAUGCCCAUAGGAGCAAUAGGGGGUAUGCCCAUCUUGUCAAUGGAUUGCCGAAGUAGGCUAGCUAGUCCGAGCAGGAUCAUAGCUACUAAACGGCCACACAGGGCCCCCAUUGCGAUACCACAUUGGCCAUAAUAAUGAACCAGAUGAGUAAACGUACACGUAUUUAAUUUGCUGUGAGCACAUGCAGUGGGAAAAUAGGCGGACUGCAGACGGUCGAACCAAGGCUUUCCGUAGAAACAGAGGCCCAGGAAAAGAUCAAGAUGGCUUGUGAUGGAGAUCCCGCGCAGCAGACAGCGGCAGAUGAUGACAGCCACAGGAAUGCAGAGAACAGAGGCGGUGAGCCAGAAAGGGAAGGGGAGGAACUGGACAACGAGGUGAAGGGGCUGGAUAAAGAGACAAGCGUUAGGGAACAUCGAUUCAUGCCAAUCGAUCGGCUCAACAUCUUCAGCGAUGCCGUGUUUGCCACAAUCACCACAUUCAUGGUUGUCCCAAUAAAAGAGGAAGUGCAGAAUUAUGACGUCACAAAGGAUUUAUGGAGCAGCCUGGGGACCGACUGGUAUCGAUUCCUGGUAUUCUUUAUAUCUUUCCUCGUAGUAUCGACCCUUUGGCAAGAUCAUGUGUGGAUCCUACAGAGAGUUGAGUACGUAGGCGACAUCGGACUUAUUCUGAAUGUGCUCUUACUACUUGUGGCUUCCUUAAUCCCAUUUCUGGUCGCUCUGGUGGGUGAUUUUUAUCGCUUCUCCUUAAUUUCGCAGCUUUUUGGAGGAUGUGUUCUAGCUCUCUCAGUGAUCCAGGGGAUAAUGAUUGCUUUGGCGUUCCGUAGAGGGAAGAUGUUGUCAGAUCAGCUAGCAGAGGGAUCAUCAAAGAAGUGGUUGAGUGUGGAGUUCCUCUUAACGGCUGGACUGAAGAUCGUUCUGUCUGCCUUCUCUAUCGGUAUUGCGGUAGCUAAUGUUCCAACGUCGUUUGUCUUCCUGGGUUUGAUCAUGUUUACGGAUUGGGUAUGCAUCGUUGCAGUCGCCAUCUACAGAAGUCGCAAAGAUAACACAUUCACCAUUGGGCUGCGAUCGUAUGUAUGCCGACGGUUCGUUCUAGAAGAUGUGGACAUAGACCGAACACAAACUUUUACGGACGGUGUUUUCAUCAUCGUGGCAACUCUGAUCAUUCUAGACAUCACAUCUGAUUCCUUGCUGCCAUUGGAUCCAAACAUGGAAAAGGAAGAAUUGUAUCAAUCUCUACUGGACAAGAAGGAGGCCCUCUUGGCAUAUGUAUCGACUUUUCUAACUAUCGGCAUGAUCUGGUACAUCAAUUACUCCAUGUUUUACUAUAUUCAGAGGCUCAGCCGUCUUCUUUUGCUGUUCAACCGAUUGACUUUGUUGUUCAUCAGCGUUGUUCCUGUUGGGUUCCAGUUGGUGUCAGUAUUUUCAGUGGAGAAGGCGGGUAGGAAUGAGAACAUAGCCGUGCAGUUCCACUGUGUCCUUAUCUUCUUCACAUCUGUCUGCCAGUUGCUGUUUUGGUUAGCAGCACAUUGGAAACGGGACAAGCAUUUGGCAUCAAGGCCGGACAGAUUGCACAUAGGACGAAUAAUGUGUCUUCUUCUCGUUUAUCCAAUCAUGAGUUUAGUCAUAUUCUGCUCUGCAUUCGGUUCAUCCCCAUUUAAAGUUAAUAUCAUUCAUGCGGUGGAAUUGACCAUUCCUAUCAUCUUCCUAUUAAUCAAACUUAUAAUCGAAGUUGUCCUUCAUAAUCGGAGCAGUCAAGGUAUUAGCCUUAGCAACCGCGUUUCCAUAGACAUGCGGUCCCCCCAAAUCGACAAUCCGAACGCAAUGCUGUGGCAUGUCGAAGCGCGCAGUGACAACAGUGACACGAACUACGAGGUCCUUUGAUUGCCCAGCUAAGCUGUCUCCGUUCAAGCUACAAGAGAACGCUAUUUUGGUGUCGGAGCUUGAGAUAGAGUAUUAAUUGUGCAAACGCAACUACAAACUAACCAAGUGGACUUUUUGAGACAUCGGUAUGAUGUCAACGUUUAAAAUUUAGGAGAUUGAUUUUACAUAUUGCAUGACGUUUAUGUCACUCAAAAGUAUAUUGAAUCGCUUGUCACGUUGUAUAUAACAAAAACCAGUUUGAUGAGCCUUAUAAAUUAAACAAUUAUAUUUAGUAUGGAAUAUAAUAUUUUUUAGAAUGCCAGGGAGCGAGAGGCAGGGACUUCAUGCAUGAUGUCACAGACAUGGGCAAGCUUUACGAAAGGCCCAGUUGUAAACCUAUGUAAUCUCGACCCAUGUAAGGACGUUCGUUUAUGUGCGUAUAAAGCUCGUCUUGCUGUAUUACAUAGGUACUCAUUGUGGUGAAUCAAUGCCACGGGAAGUGCCAGUGAAUUAAAAUUUACAAAUCCGUUCAGGUAAAAUCCUAGGUAAUGCUUAUUUUGAGGUACACGUAUAAGAUGUCUGGUAUGACAUCUUCUACGUGCCGUAAGACCCGCCGUAAGACCCUUUCAUAUCUGACAAAAAAUCUGACCAGGCUUGGGAAUAAAGUAGUUUUUAAGGCCAGGAACUUGUUUCGGUCCUUGUCAGAAUGUCAAACACAGGAGCCUCUAGGAUUAUUAAGUUUACUUACGGGUACCUGGUUUUGUAAACAGUUUCUUCAGUGUAACCUAAUACAAGGUAGAGCCCUGAUAAUGAUUACACUGUUAAAGCUUAAUGGUGCGAGGAAUUUGGUGUAAUUAAAGGCUAAUUACAGGCUAUUACUGCGAUGGCACAACGCUAGUGGAAAGGAGGUGCGCGCGCAUUAAUAUAUCUCUUCGACCACCUGCAGUGGGGUCGUGAUCGACAAAUAAGAACGCACCUGUGAGUGCAGUGCCAUCACUGUUACGUCGUUCCAUCGGAUUAGUCUACGGGCAAAUGAUAUUGAACAGCACAGGACAACGCUACCCUUUUUUCAAUAUAGUUCUGUUUGCUACAUAGACCAAAUUCCUCGCACCAUUAUCUCUACCUUUGUGUUUUACCUUUUGUUGAGCACUGGACCAUUACCCAUAAAAGUUUGCGUCUCCGCACGUCUUCACUUGGCUUCACCCUU